Morone saxatilis (striped sea-bass) is the source of this 2542-nucleotide messenger RNA. It is a transcript of the gene arhgap15, whose product is annotated as Rho GTPase activating protein 15. NCBI's taxonomy places the organism in Eukaryota, Metazoa, Chordata, Actinopteri, Moronidae. The transcript has 13 exons. The record is from RefSeq and is a predicted model, not a curated record. Gene Ontology annotation, biological process: regulation of GTPase activity; signal transduction. Bases 135 to 1604 code for a protein of 489 amino acids. Gene Ontology annotation, cellular component: cytoplasm.
AUUUUUUUCUUUCAGGAAAUGGGGAGGUUGCAGCAGUUGUACUGUGAGAGACGGCUGGUUUGAAGGAACCACGUGAUGAAUCAUACUUCCUCUAACAGUUGGGCCUCUUGUCUUCAGUGAUCAGUGGCACAGAGAUGGCGAGUACAAGAAUCACAAACCUCCAGACUGCAGCGAAGCAACCGCAGCUGGUUCAGCCUCCACAGCGCAGCGCCGUGGCACAGGGGGCCGUUCAGAUCCGCAUUAAGAACUCACAGAGUUCUGGAGACCGCCUCAGUCAGUCCAAGUCCAUGGUCCUGCAGGAGUCCGACCUUCCCCAGAAACCUAUCUCUCGGCAUCGCAGGAACCAGUCUCAGCACAAUGUCCUGGUCUCUGUAGGUUCUGAAACUUUAGAACCACUGGUGCAGUUGAAAGGUGAACACCUGAAUGUGGCAAAGAUCUCAGAAAGUGGUAAGAAGCACAGGAAGAACUGGACUUUGAUGUGGAGCGUUCUGACCUCAGACCAACUGCUGUUAUAUAAAGAGAGACAACAAGAAACCAGCCAGAAACCAGGAAGUAAGACAGAUGUUGUUCAGCUGUGUGGAGCUUUUAUCGAGUGGACGACGGAAAAGUCGAGCAGGAAAAAUGUGUUCCAGAUCACAACAAACACAGGAAGUGAGUACCUCCUCCAGACUGACAGUUACUCCACAGCCAGUAAAUGGUACGACGCCAUCAGAAAGACCAUUGACUCUUCAACUAAAGCAGAUGGAGGUCUUCCUCUGCGGAGGUCAAACAGUACAGAGUACCUGCCCAGACACAGCUCCCUACCUGGUUAUGGCUCCGCCUCCCCAAACACCAAGCAGCGCAACCCGGUACACAGACGCUCCAUCAACAUGUUUGGCAGCUCCAAGCUGAAACACAGCACGUCCGACAGCGCUGACAAGAACGGAGUGAAGAACAGACUGAAGAAGUUUAUCAUCAGGCGUCCGUCCAUGAAGACUCUGCAGGAGAAAGGCCUCAUCAAAGAUCGAGUCUUCGGCUGCCAUCUGUUGACUCUGUGCGAGCGUGAAGGAACCACAGUGCCGCGGUUCGUUCAAAUCUGUUUGGAUGCAGUUGACAAGCGAGGUCUUGAGGUGGACGGAAUCUACAGAGUCAGUGGAAAUCUGGCCACCAUCCAGAAACUUCGCUUCAUCGUUGAUCAAGAGGAGGACCUAGAUCUGGACCACAGUCAGUGGGAGGACAUCCACGUUGUCACAGGAGCCCUCAAGAUGUUUUUCCGUGAGCUGCCAGAGCCACUGUUCCCCUUCAGGUUCUUCCAGCCAUUUGUGGAGGCCAUCAAGAUUAAAGAACCCACACACAAAGUUCAGGCUAUGAAGAAACUGAUCCAGGAGCUGCCCAAACCCAACCAGGACACCAUGAAGCUGCUCUUCAGUCACCUACACAGAGUUCUGGCCUUCUCCAGGAAGAACCUGAUGUCCACUCAGGGCAUAGGCAUUGUGUUCGGCCCAACUCUGUUGUGGCCUGAGCUGGAUGCAGGAAACAUGGCAUUCAACAUGGUCUACCAGAACCAGAUCGUGGAGUUCAUCCUCAUCGAGAGCCAACAAAUCUUCAACCUGGACAGGAAGUGAAGUGUCCUGAGGUGGACCUGAUCAUCUGACGGACUCAUAUUUACACAUUGAAGCUAAAAAUAACCAAAUUCCUUUGGAAAUGUUGUUAUAACAGAAAUCACUGCACUGUAAAAAUAAACUGAUUUCUGAUCAGAAUAAAGUUUAAGAGAAUCCUUUUUUUAAUGAACACAAACCAAUCAUUAAUUAAUGAAUGAGUUCCCUGCCAACCCUAAUUUUAAAAGGACAUGCGUUUGGUUUGAAUGUAGAUGAAAAAUGUUUCUUUAAAAUUUGAAAGAACAAUGUACAACAUGUACAAUGGUAUACUGUUGCUAUAGCAACAACAGUACCUCAUUCAAACUUUUUUGUAAUCUGUAAUUUUUUCUUGUCUGUAAAAUCAUUUAAUGAUAUCUGAGUGGAUUUGACAAUGGCUGCACAUUCAGAUUCUGUGGCUCUUUCAACCUUCUCCGUUUUUAUUUUAAUCUGUUUUCGGCUUUAUUGCUGAAACACAUAUAACAGACAGAACCAGUCUACAGUCAUCAGAAAAGGACGCGUGGGGUUUUGGAUGUUUGAGCAGUGGACUUUGAGGACAAUCCAUCCAGCCAGAUCAGCAGGACCAGCACAUCAACAGCAGGUGCCAUGCUGGCCCAGCUUGGAUUUAAGGCUUUGGACCAAAUGGGUCCAAAGGGAACCAGAGACUGUUAGGUCUACGUCUUCACAGAGACCUGCUCCACCAACAUCCUGGCUCCUUGACAGGCGGACUCUGUUUCAUAAAUGUUUCGUAACACACCGCAAGAUUCGUUCAGUAGCGUCAACAGUCAAUACAUUUUUUUAUAACGCACAAUAAGGAGUUGUUUGUGUGAGUCAACAGUUAAUAAAUGUUUUAUAACACAUUUUAAAGAUUGUUAAUAUAAAUGUCCUUAAAACUGCUGACUAUGUGGAUAAAUAGCUCAUUUUGUGUU